Mangifera indica (mango) is the source of this 1613-nucleotide messenger RNA. Its product is annotated as thaumatin-like protein 1b. Gene Ontology annotation, biological process: defense response. Bases 177 to 1175 code for a protein of 332 amino acids. Gene Ontology annotation, cellular component: extracellular region. The record is from RefSeq and is a predicted model, not a curated record. The transcript has 4 exons. NCBI's taxonomy places the organism in Eukaryota, Viridiplantae, Streptophyta, Magnoliopsida, Sapindales, Anacardiaceae.
CGAAAUGACUAACAAGCCCUUCAAACAAGAUCCAUCCUCUACCAACAAGAAAACUAAAGUUCUUUGGCAAAUGAAGACAACAAACAAGAACCAGAAGCUUCUUCUUUUAUUCGAUCUUUAACAUUCUCUGGAAAGCCAAUUCUUCAUCUGUAACAUCGAAACACUAUUAAGUAGCAAUGGAUCAACGUCUCCUCAUCUCCGCCACCUUCGUCUCUCUCCUCUCCCUGACUCUUACCCCAGAAAUUCAUUCAGCUUCUUUCAAGCUCAUCAACAGGUGCCGCCGCACCAUCUGGCCCGGUUUUCUCUCCGGCGCCAACUCUCCACCGCUUUCCUCAACCGGCUUCGAGCUCAGGACCGGAAAGUCGAGAACGUUAACCAUCCCUAAGUCUUGGUCGGGCCGGCUCUGGGCCCGAACCCUCUGUGCACAUCACAGCAACCAAACAUUCUCUUGCGUUACCGGAGACUGUGGCUCUGGUAAGGUCGAAUGCGCCGGCGCAGGAGCUGCCCCACCUGCUACCCUUGCGGAAUUCACCCUCAACGGCGCCAGUGGGCUGGACUUUUACGACGUAAGUUUGGUUGAUGGCUAUAACCUCCCUAUGCUAAUCUUGCCCAAGGGCGGUUCCGGUGGCGGCUGUAGUGCUACUGGGUGUCUAGUUGAUCUCAACGGUGCGUGUCCAGCGGAUUUGAGAGUGGCGCGUGGGACACAAGGGCCAAGCGUAGCGUGUAAGAGCGCAUGUGAGGCUUUUGGUGAUCCUAGAUAUUGUUGUAGCGAGGCGUACAAUACGCCUGAUACCUGUGGACCUUCAGUGUAUUCUCUCUUCUUCAAGCAUGCUUGCCCACGCGCGUAUAGCUAUGCGUACGAUGAUAAGACGAGCACGUACACGUGCGCCUCCGCUGACUAUGUCAUCAUAUUUUGCCCGCCACCAUAUACCAGAACAAAGGUGAAAUUGUCAUUAUGGGCUCCACUCAAUAAUGGAGCUAAACUUCAAAAAUUGGUGGAAGCACGAAAAGAUGGUGCACUUUUACCACUUGUGAACAAGACUACAAUGUACAUUGCAACACAUCAUUCAAGUGGUGCUUUAUCCUCAGGUCUGGACCAAAGACAUUUUACUGCCUCUUCUGCCUCUAUACUAUCAGCUUUUUUGCUUUCUUGGCCGCUUAUAUUGCCCUUAUGACUAACAUUGGCUUCGCCUGGAUAUCUCCAGGCAGAUAGUAUCUCAAAUUCCAGCUGAGAAGGUGCCAUCUUCAAUGUUGCUGCACCAGUGGAGUUGAAGUUCAGAUUAGUCAACUCUUGUGGGACUUUGAAAUUCCAUGGAAAAUCUUGUACAUGUUUUUGUUCAUAUAGUUCAUUAAGAUAUAUUGAGCUUCUCGAUCAAUAUGGUAUGAUUUACACUGAAUUCUAUCCAGUGAAAUUUUUGCAUUAUAAGGAAUUCCAGAUACCAGAAGAAUUGUCUGUUCCCUCACAAAAUGUCCUGAUCUGUUGUGGUUGAGUUGUUUCAUGUCAACUUAGCAAGAUUUAGAAGAGUCUCUGUAUUGAACCCCCUCUAAUACUUAAUUGAAGGUGGGAUGUUAACUCCUAAUUGGCUGCAAGAAAUCCCAUUUGUUAUUCUAUA